Messenger RNA from Paramecium pentaurelia, 2093 nucleotides. The record is from the annotation of a GenBank genome assembly. NCBI's taxonomy places the organism in Eukaryota, Ciliophora, Oligohymenophorea, Peniculida, Parameciidae.
AUGAUUUUUAUUUUACUUAUACAAAUUACUUAGUCUUUGAGCAUCUAUUAAUUUUUGAAUCUCACUCCCUUUUAAAUUCAAGAAUUAAAAAUAGAUACACUUUAGGAGUACUUUAUGUCAGGAUCAAUAUCAGGAUAUGUGGAAAUGAAUGAAUAUACUAAUUUAAUUGAGAAGUUGGCAAAUUCAUUUCCUAAAUAAGUAACAUUAUAAUCCUUUGGUAAUACUUAUUAAGGAACCAAAAUAAAGACAAUUAAAAUAUCACCAAACAAAUCUCCCAAAUAUUAAAUAACUAUUAUUGGUAUGUUACGUGGCAGUACUGAUUUAAUAUCAGUAAAUUAUCUCCUAUAUCAAUUAUACUAUAUCACUAUACAACUAUCUAAUAAGAAUCCAUUUAUGAUGACUUUACUUUAAGACAAGUAAUUAUGGAUAACUCCAUUAAUAAAUGCAGAUGGACUUCAAUAUAUAACAAACUAAUUUAUUUAAACUCACAAUAUACCUUAAAUAUUUAAAAAUAGAAAUCCAUCCAAUUCUAAUUAAUGUUCAUAAACUGAAUAAGGUGUAGAUCUUUCAAGGAAUUUCCAAUACAAAUUUGGUAUCAAUGAAAUUGGAUCAUCUUCUAAUUAAUGUAGUCAAAUCUAUAGAGGAAUAAGUGCCUUUUCUGAAUCUGAAACAUUGGCAAUAGAUAAUUUAGUAUAAUAAAUAAGACCAAACAUUUUAAUUGUUAUGGGUGGUGAUUAAGAUAAGUUAGUUAUUCCUGAUUCUAAUUCAUCAACCUAUUAUGAAUUACUUUAUUAAAUUUCAAAAAUAUAUUAACUCAAUAUGGGAGAAUAUGAAAAACUUUAUUAAGUUGAAAUUAAUGGUGAUUUAUGUUAAAAUUACAUUUAUUAAAUCAAUAAAGUAUGUUUCACUAUUAAUAUUGGAUAAUAUGAAUUAAAUUAGACAAUCCCGAAUUUUUAGAAUCUUUUAAUUGAUUUUUUUUAACAUUAUAGUCCUUCAUUACAGUAUAUACAAUUUAUUAUAUAUAUAGAAUAUAAUUAGAAAAGGUAUUUGAUUGUAAACAUGGAAAAAUGUUAUGUAAAGAAUUAGAAUCCAAUGAGAAAGGUUGUGUUAUCAUUAUAUCAGUAUAAAAUAUAGGCUAUAAUCAAUUUAAUGAUAAUAUAAUAAUGGAUAUAAUCUUGAAUUAAGGAGGUGAAAAAUUAUAUCAAAUUGAUUCUUAUGUUAUAGCUUAAAGUAUCAAAAAUAUAAGUGAUCCUAAAUUAUAGGAUGGUAUAAGGAUUGAUGAAAUUUCCACUGAUAGAGUUUAUAGAUAUCAAAUAGUUAAUAAUAGAAGAUUAAAUUAAAAUCAAACAAUUUAUUAUGUCUUCUUAAUUACUUAAUAUGGAUUCUCUUAUAAUUAUAUUAAUACUGUUGAAACUAUCAAUUUAACAUUUACACUUCAAAAUACUUUACUUAAUUCAUAGGUAUUAAAAACAUUGACACCUUCAGAUUUAGCUGCCAAAAAGUCUAAUGAAUAACUUCAAUAGAUAUUUCCUAAUAGACCAGAAUCUUAUGUUUUGUUGAUAUGUUUUGCAGCUAUUUCAAUUAUUUUCUUUUUCUCAUGGAUUAUUAGAAAAAUUUAUAUUUGGAUUUAUGAUCCACAUCAAUUUAUAGAAGAAAGUAAAUCUAAAAGUGGAGGAUCAUCUGAUGAAAAGAAUCUAGAUUAAUAUCAUUCACAUAAUCUAAUGGAAAGUAGAUUAAAUACAUAAAUCAAAUUAUCUUAAGUUGUUCCAUUCUAAUCAAUAAGAUAGAAUGAUUCACCUCCAUUAAGUAAAGUAACUAGCCAAUAAGGUUAACAUGAAAGUAAAACAACUAAUGAAAAUUAAUUAUUACCACAUCUAAGUCCUAUUGAAAUUGAAAAUAGAGUACAUAAAGCCUUAGAAAUAGUUUAAUCAUAAGAAGAUUUAGAUAAAUAAGAAUAACAAUUGUAAUAGAAUUACUAUAAAAAUUCAUAAUAAUAAGAAAAUUUACAUCAAAUUGAAGAAGUACUUGUUAAUACUCCAAAUAUUUAACAUAAUGAUUAAAAUGAUGAUUAAUUAGUUAAAUUUGAGGAUUGA